Messenger RNA from Paralichthys olivaceus (Japanese flounder), 1044 nucleotides. Lineage: Eukaryota; Metazoa; Chordata; Actinopteri; Pleuronectiformes; Paralichthyidae. The record is from RefSeq and is a predicted model, not a curated record.
UCAUAAAUGCAGGAAUGAGGAAGUUUUACCUGCAAGCCAACGACCAGCAGGAUUUAGUGGAAUGGAUCAGUGUUCUCAACAACGCCACCAAGAUUACUGUGCCAAAGCCCGGUGAAGGCCACACUGUCCACGCAGAGACGCAGCAGGACGCACUGGGAGCCACGAAACAGGUCUCCUACAAGACUGAGAUCAUAGGAGGGGUCCCUAUCAUCACCGCCACUCAGCCACAAGCACAUGACCCCCGCUGUCGAGCAGUGAAGUUCAGUUUUCUCUUGUUGUCACAGGAGCGGGAGGCGCUGAGAGUCAUCGCUCUGAAGGAGAUUCACAAAGUUCAGGAGUGUAAACAGAGCGAGCUGAUGAUGAGGGACAAUUUGUUUGAGAUGGUCACCAGCUCCAGGACCUUCUACAUCCAGGCUGACAGUCCAGAGGACAUGCACAGCUGGAUUAAAGCCAUCUCAGGAGCCAUAGUGGCUCAGCGGGGCCCCGGACGCUCAGCGAACACUAUCCGUCAGGCCAGAAGGCUGUCCAGCCCUUGUAUACAGAGGUAUACACCAUUCUGCAGUGGUGAAUGCAGCACGAACGCAGUGACCACUCUUCUCCAUCCCCGACAUCCUCGUCCACCUUCUACUAUCCCCUCGAGCAGGAACUACACUACCCACAAUCCUCCAGCCGCCGCUCCUCAGAGGGUUCUCAGCCUCACGCUGGACACGCACCAGCCGGACAACUUCCUGGGCCUGCUUCCGUGGAGGCUGAGCGGAGUCCAGUCCGUGAUGGGGCCCCUCCCUCCGGCACGCUCCCGCCUGUCACUGCAGGAGACGGUGCAGUCGUCAAAGUAAUGGAAGACCAGUCACCAUGGAAACGCCGCAGCGAAAUGGGUGGGGUGGAGUUAGUUGGCAGCAAAGGAGAGGAGGAUCUUAACUGCUGCACCCCCGAGAAAUCUGACCCGCAAAUUACCCUCAUUUGAUGAAGAUGAUGAUGAUGAUGAUGAUGAUGGACAAUCUCUUGAGGACACACACACAUAUACACUCACUCACACACACUCUC